This is a messenger RNA of Cygnus atratus (black swan), 1008 nucleotides long. It is a transcript of the gene MOGAT2, whose product is annotated as monoacylglycerol O-acyltransferase 2. Gene Ontology annotation, biological process: triglyceride biosynthetic process; diacylglycerol biosynthetic process. The transcript is spliced from 6 exons. NCBI's taxonomy places the organism in Eukaryota, Metazoa, Chordata, Aves, Anseriformes, Anatidae. The record is from RefSeq and is a predicted model, not a curated record. Gene Ontology annotation, cellular component: endoplasmic reticulum membrane. The coding region runs from base 1 to 1008 and encodes 335 amino acids. Gene Ontology annotation, molecular function: 2-acylglycerol O-acyltransferase activity; diacylglycerol O-acyltransferase activity.
AUGAACAUCGAAUUUGCUCCGCUCUCUCUGCCUUUGCAGAGAAGGCUUCAGACCGCGUCGGUGGUCCAGUGGGUCUUCAGCUUCCUGGGUCUAGCACAGUGCUGCAUAGCUCUCUUCAUCGGCCUCUUGUUCACGAGAUUUUGGCUGCUCAGUGCCCUCUACGCUGCGUGGUGGCUCACGGACAGGGAAGCACCCAGCAGAGGAGGGAGACGGAUCCAGCUCUUACGGAACAGCGUCGUCUGGAGAUACAUGAGGGACUACUUCCCCGUCACGCUGGUGAAGACAGCGGAGCUGGACCCCAGGCAGAACUACCUGAUGGGAUUUCACCCCCACGGGGUGCUGGCCGUGGGAGCCUUUCUCAAUUUCUGCACGGAGGCCUCGGGAUUUUCCACACUCUUCCCGGGCAUCACCCCGCACCUGAUGAUGCUCUCCUUGUGGUUUCGUGUCCCCUUCCUCAGGGACUACCUGAUGGGUGGAGGCCUUGUGUCCUCCGAUAAGGAGAGCGCAUCCCAUGUGCUGCAGAGGCCAGGCGGGGGGAACCUGCUGACCAUCAUCGUUGGCGGGGCGCAGGAGGCUCUGGAUGCCCAGCCGGGAUCCUGCACCUUGCUGCUGAAAAAUAGGAAGGGAUUUGUUCGCGUGGCCAUCGAGCACGGCACCCCGCUGGUCCCUGCCUUUUCAUUCGGGGAGAACGACCUCUUCGACCAAGUGAGCAACCCCAAGGGCUCCUGGCUGCGGCGAAUCCAGCACCGGCUCCAGCAGGUCAUGGGCAUCUCCCUUCCCCUCUUCCAUGCAAGAGGCAUCUUCCAGUACAGCUUCGGGCUGGUCCCUUACCGCCGGCCCAUCUGCACCGUGGUUGGGAAACCGAUCCCAGUGCAGAAGAAGCACAAGCCCUCUGAGGAAGAAGUUGAUCGAGUCCAUCAGAAAUACCUGGAAGAGCUGUGCAAGCUCUUUGAGGAGCAUAAAGCUAAAUAUAACAUCCCAGAAGACAGUCACCUUGAAUUUAUAUAG